UCAUAGUAAGCUACUAAAACAAGACAAAAUGGCGCCCUCCGCAAUAGAAACGACCACCAUAACGGAGACAGAAGAGUCCCUUCCCAAGCUCGUCGCACCCCAAGCCGCGCCCAGGAAAUAUGACAUAGUCUACGUCAAUCUGCUUACAUUCGGCUACGCGCAUCUCGCUACACUGUAUGGAGUGUAUCUAGCCUGUACCACCGCCACGUGGAAGACUUUGAUGUUUCAUCACACAUUAUUCAUAUUGGCGGCGGUGGGAGUGACAGCGGGCGCGCACCGCCUGUGGACGCACCGCGCGUACAAGGCCAAGAUGCCGCUGCAGAUCAUACUGAUGUUGAUGAACUCGCUCGCCUUCCAGAACUCCGCAAUCUACUGGAUACGCGAGCACCGCAUGCACCACAGAUACAGCGAUACAGACGCCGACGCGCACAACGCGACGCGCGGCUUCUUCUACUCGCACAUGGGCUGGCUGCUGGUGCGGAAACACCCCGAGGUGAUGCGUCGGGGCAAGUUCAUCGACAUGUCCGAUAUCUACGCCAACCCGGUGCUUACAUUCCAGAAGAAAUACGCAAUCCCGGUAUUUGGCACCAUCUGCUUCGCGCUCCCCACUCUAAUCCCCAUGUAUUUCUUCGGUGAGACCCUCAACACUGCGUGGAACCUCACCAUCAUGCGCUACGUGUUCAACCUUCACAUAACAUUCCUGGUCAACAGCGCUGCUCAUCUUUGGGGCAACAAGCCAUACGACAAGAACAUGUUACCCGCUCAGAACCUCCCCGUCUCCUUCAUAGCGUUCGGCGAAGGUUUCCACAACUACCACCAUGCGUUCCCAUGGGAUUACAAAACGGCGGAGCUCGGCAACAACUGGCUGAACUUCAGCACCAAGUUCAUUGACUUCUUCGCUUGGAUCGGCUGGGCGUACGACCUGAAGGAGGUGCCUCUAGAGGUAGCGCGAGCGAGGGCCGAGAGGACGGGCGACGGGAGCAACUUGUGGGGCUUUCGAGACAAGACUGAGUGAAGCAUGUGAUGAUCGGCUAGUUGACAGUUGUAGCAAUUCUUUCCCAUUAUGACUUCGCAUGGUGCAUAUUGCCAGUCUUCAAGUGAUAAGUUUUAUAACACGUUUGCUCGUAACGUGCUUAGUAAAGCGAACUGACAGAAAUCGUCACGCAAUGAAAAAGCGUUACGUCAACAUUAUGACAACCCAUCCCUCUCUAUCUCAAUGUCUCUUUCUAUAUACGGUUGUAUGUGUGUGUUUGGUGUGUCCGUGUGAUUAUAAAUAAUCAUAUUUUAUAUUUAAUCCUUAAUAUUUUUUUCUGAAAUGAAAAUAUUUAAUGAAAUCUAAAUUAUUAUUUAAAUACUUAUUGUGCUUUGAAAAUUGUAUGAAAAAUAGAAAAAGAAGGUGAGAGUGAGUAAGAGAGGGACAUAAACGUGGCUGUGC
This is a messenger RNA of Bicyclus anynana (squinting bush brown), 1435 nucleotides long. Its product is annotated as acyl-CoA Delta(11) desaturase-like. Gene Ontology annotation, molecular function: stearoyl-CoA 9-desaturase activity; iron ion binding. Lineage: Eukaryota; Metazoa; Arthropoda; Insecta; Lepidoptera; Nymphalidae. The transcript is spliced from 5 exons. Gene Ontology annotation, biological process: unsaturated fatty acid biosynthetic process. The record is from RefSeq and is a predicted model, not a curated record. Gene Ontology annotation, cellular component: endoplasmic reticulum membrane. Bases 29 to 1015 code for a protein of 328 amino acids.